AUGCAAGGUCCAUCUCCAAUUCCUGUUACAGUUUUCACUGGCUUUCUCGGCUCGGGAAAGACCACCAUAAUUCUUUCCCUCUUACCGCGGGUUCCUCAAGGUUAUAAACUUUGCUUGUUGAAGAAUGAGUUCGGAGACGUCAAGGUCGACAGUGAAUUGGCUCAGGAAAGCAAUCUCGCAGUACAGGAAAUGCUCAAUGGAUGUCUUUGUUGUGUGCUGGUUGGUCAAAUGAAAUUGGCCUUGAUGGAACUUAAAGAGAAAUAUAAUCCCGACCGUGUGAUUAUUGAGACCAGUGGAUCGGCUUUUCCAGCACCCAUUGCGUGGCAAAUACGUGAAAUGGCAGACGAUGGAUUUACCCUGGAUAGCAUAAUCACCGUGAUAGAUUGUGUAAACUUUCGAGGAUAUGAGGAUACAAGUUAUACAGCCAAGAUCCAAGCCCAGUAUACGGAUAUCAUCUUGUUAAACAAGCACGAACUGGUUGGGGAGAGGGAACUUGAUUUGGUAAUAGAUCACGUUAAUGACUUAAACACUGAUACACCUAAAAUUAAGUGCGAAGGAAAACGAGGUGUAUCACCAGAUCUCAUUUUCGGCAUCGAUACAAAAUUAUUUAGUCUGACACAAAAUACAGAAUUAAUUGAUCCCAGGAUCACAGAUCACCAUCAAGCAGAAGUGGAUUUAAUUCAAGUCAUAGUUUUAGUGCAUGGAAAUGUAUCAUACAAAGGAGGGGAUGCAAUAACGACGGAUCUGACCGCAUCGAUGACAAAACGAAGAUUCGAAACAUUCUUAGAAUCACUACCUAAAGAUGAUAUCUAUCGACUGAAAGGUAUUGUUAAGCUGGCUGAUCACAGCAACCUUAAUCCUGAAAGCAUUACUCAUCUGGAAACCAAUGACGUAAAGUGGAACGAACAGAAUAAUCAUAUGCAGAAGGAAGCAACCGAACAAAUGUACAUCGUUAAUCAUGCAUUUGGGCGUUACACCCUUACACCAAUUCAGAGAAUGCAUAAUCUCCCUAGCAUGAAUAUAAGAAUCAAAAUUACCAUAAUGGGUACCUGUUUGAAAACGCAUCUUGGCAUGAUAAAAACCGGUCUCGCAGUUAGCGAUGAGCAUGUCGUUGUGCACUUUGCUCAUCAUUGA
Molecule: messenger RNA, 1134 nt
Organism: Acaulospora morrowiae
Lineage: Eukaryota; Fungi; Glomeromycota; Glomeromycetes; Diversisporales; Acaulosporaceae
Source: the annotation of a GenBank genome assembly